AACGGAACAAGAGGGAUGAACGGUGCUGGGUUGGAGGAGGCGGGCAAGGGUGGCGGCGAGGUGAUGGCGGUGACGCUUGAGGAUCUCAGGAAGAAGAUGGGCGACUUCGCCAGGGAAAGGGGCUGGGAGCAGUUCCACAGCCCCAGGAACCUCCUCCUCGCUAUGGUGGGUGAGGUGGGGGAGCUCUCGGAGAUCUUCCAGUGGAAGGGGGAGGUGCCCAAGGGCCUGCCGGGGUGGGAGGCGAGGGAGACGGAGCACCUAGGCGAGGAGCUCGCUGACGUGCUCCUCUACCUCGUCCGCCUCUCCGACAUGUGCGGCGUCGACCUGGGCCGGGCCGCGCUGCGGAAGAUGGAGCUCAACGCGCUGAAGUAUCCCGCCGGGCAGUGCCGGGGUGCAGCCAAGAACUGCACCGACGACGAUUGUGACAAGGCCAGCGCCGGCGGUAGUGACGAGGCAGGUGCCAGCGGCGCCGGCGAGGAGCAUCCCUAGCAAUGGAUGAACCCUGAGACGUGCAAUGAGCUAUCCUUGGAUUAAAUGCAAGCCUGAUUUAUCAUGUGAUUGUGGCAAAAUCUGAAAUGUUUUCCAAGUUUAACAAUUGGACUUUGGUGGGUAUUAAAAGUUUAGCAACCGGCAUGGCGGCAGCGCCAAGUGGCAUCCGACCGCGGUCCCUGCCUUCCUCUCCCUCUCCCGCUCCCUCCUUCCUUUCUUGGCUUUCUCGUUUUCCCUUCAGAUCUGCAGUGUUCCUACUUCAUCGUGUGCUCCUAACUCGAGCUGGCCGCCGCUGGUAGCCGCUCCCAGAUGGACGGCGUGGGGGCCGGAGAGGACGGGGUCGGCACGGUGGACGUCGCGGCGUGUAUGUUCCCGGCGGGAUCUGCGUCAGCGCCGUGCAUAGGUGCGUCCUCCACGCCCGGGCUGUUGGGGCGGCGCUGGCACGUCUCUUCGUCAUCUCCGCUGUUGCCCCUGCCAGGCCGCCAUUAGCGCAGCUCAACUACGACGUGCUCGCGCUUGCGCCGUACACCAUGGGCCUCGUCUUGUACCACCCAUAUAUCCAAGAUCAGCAGCAAUGCAGCACCAGCUUCCAGGUGCCCAACUGCCCCAACAUUAGCAUCAACUACGACGCUUGAUGAACCCGUGCAAGCAGUAAUACGCCUCUGGAGAGAACGCCGGCCACUAGUUGAGCCAACUGCCGAGCUGAGGCACACUGCUGCAGUCCCACCGUUGCUCGAUCUCACACCGAGACGCUCCGGGCUGUCCAAGCAUCGUGUCGCCGCCUCUCUGGGCUGCGUGGCGCAUUUCAUCAAACACGUGACGUGCACAGCUUGUUGCUAUGUCCAGGCAUCAGAACCCCAUGUGCCUACGAUGAGACAUGGCGAACUGCAGCAAUGCUUGUACGAAAACGCAACGACGAACGGGAAAGGCGCUCGGCGGCUUGGCCGAGAUUGCUCGACAACUGGUGCGCGGAGCCGCCGCCCCCGCCGUGCUUGGACAAGACGCCGUUGGAGGCGAGCAGCCGAAGGAGGUGCUCCAGGAUGGAAGGUUCAGGUUAGCUCGCACGGAGGAGCUCGGUCGUGGAGAGCAGCAGCUCUGAGCAUGUGUCGGCGCUUGCUUCGUCAUUUGUGUCUGUGAGUCGUGGAAUGGGAGGCAACAGGAGAGCCUGCAUGCUGCUGGGACUCACUUG
Molecule: messenger RNA, 1678 nt
Organism: Phragmites australis (common reed)
Lineage: Eukaryota; Viridiplantae; Streptophyta; Magnoliopsida; Poales; Poaceae
Exons: 2
Coding region: 16-489 (157 amino acids)
Biological process (GO): nucleoside triphosphate catabolic process
Molecular function (GO): nucleoside triphosphate diphosphatase activity
Source: RefSeq, a predicted model, not a curated record